Molecule: messenger RNA, 806 nt
Organism: Cucurbita pepo subsp. pepo (vegetable marrow)
Lineage: Eukaryota; Viridiplantae; Streptophyta; Magnoliopsida; Cucurbitales; Cucurbitaceae
Source: RefSeq, a predicted model, not a curated record
CAGUUCAUAUCAGUCUAGUCCUUUCUUUCUCUCUCUCUUUUGCUUUGUGCAAACUUUCUUUCAAAACUCAUUAUCAAAGAAAAAAGGCAGAUCCAAGGAAGGUUGUUAAUCUGUCAAUCCCAUCAAUCAGUCAACCAAACACGACCAAUCAUCAAUCAAAUUUUUAUAAAAGAAAAGUUGAAAAUACAUUCUAAUUUGAUAUGUCAUCCUCUUCUUCUUCUCCUACUUCUUCUACUACUACUACCACUCAGCAGCAGCAGCAGCAGCAGCUGGACCACCACCUUCCCUCACCUGAGCAGCUCUGUUAUGUCCAUUGUAACAUUUGUGACACUGUCCUUGCGGUCAGUGUUCCUUGUUCUAGCUUGUUCAAAACUGUGACUGUGCGAUGUGGGCACUGCACCAAUCUGCUGCCUGUCAACAUGCGUGGCUUGCUUUUGCCUUCCGCUAAUCAGUUUCAUCAGCUUGGCCACUCUUUCUUUUCUCCUUCCCAUAACAUUCUGGAAAACAUCCCAACGCCAAAUUCCAAUUAUCUCAUCAACCAGUUCGCAGCUACUAACACUUUUGGAAUGCCAUCUCGAGGAGUUGCUGAUGAGCUCCCUAGGCCACCAGUCAUCAACAGACCUCCGGAGAAGAGACAGAGAGUGCCCUCUGCAUACAACCGCUUCAUCAAAGAUGAGAUCCAACGCAUCAAGUCAGUGAAUCCGGAUAUAUCCCACAGAGAAGCCUUCAGUGCUGCUGCUAAGAAUUGGGCACACUUUCCACACAUUCAUUUUGGUCUCAUNACAAAAAAAUUGAAACUUUUUUAG